AUGAAGUUUUCUUUUACGGUUGCUCUUUUGUGCCUAGCUUCCGGGGUGUAUUCCCUGGUUGCUGCUCCACCGCCGACAAGAGUUGAUAGAUCCGGACCAACUCUUGUAGACCGUGACUUGGCAACAGCCACCUCUGUGCUAGCAGAUGUCAAGAAUGGGUUUGGCUCCCUCGCCACCGCUGCAAAAGACUUCAACGGCGAUCCUGGACCCCUGAAGACAUCCGCCUCGAGUCUCCUGGCCAAGGUGGACUCUGGCACAACGGCAAUCAAAAACAUGACGCCGUUGUCUUUUUUCGAAUGCCUGUCGUUGCUCACCCCCGCGCAAGAUCUUCAAAAACAGGGCAAGGCUCUCUCGGACCAACUCAAAGCAAAGAAGGCCCUGAUUCAGCAGUAUAACCAGUGCGUGACAACGUACGACUUUCUUGAUCAAGGUGUCACCAAAAGCGCUACUCUUAUUACUGCCGUUGUGUCCAAAGUUGACAGUAGCUUUAAAGAAACCGUUCAAAAUGAGGGCAACAAGAUUACGCAGCAACUCAAGGAUCUCAGAGAUUCCUUUAGUCCGGGGAACUGUUCGGAUUCUUAG
Molecule: messenger RNA, 582 nt
Organism: Metarhizium brunneum ARSEF 3297
Lineage: Eukaryota; Fungi; Ascomycota; Sordariomycetes; Hypocreales; Clavicipitaceae
Product: Cell wall mannoprotein 1
Cellular component (GO): extracellular region
Source: RefSeq, a predicted model, not a curated record